UUAUAUAUAUAUUAAUGAUUAGCUUUCAUUAUUAUAGCUUCUCGUUUACUGGUUUAUUUGGUAUCUGCCUUUCCCUAUUUAUGUAUUCGACGUCUACAUAUGUUCGUGCCCACGGAUCGCUAACGCAGCUAACAAUAAACUUCAAGCAACAUUGUAUAGAAAACUGUGGACUCUGAAUUUUCACGUUGUCUUCUUGUUCUGAAGGGAUUAAUUGCCACGUUACGCACUGCUACAGUGAAUAGAACGAGGAAAAUACAACGAGACUACAAUUCCACUGACCUAGUGGACUGUUUAUAUUCUGGGACAUAAAAUGUCUCACACAAUAUUAUUGCUUCAACCAGGGAGCAGGGCUGAAACGAGGACUUAUUCUGAUUACGAGAGUGUAAUCGAAUGUAUGGAAGGUGUAUGUAAAAUUUAUGAGGCCCAUUUGAGAAGAAGAAACCCAGACACACCAACGAUAACGUACGAUAUCAGUCAGUUGUUUGAUUUUAUUGAUGAACUUACAGAUCUGUCUUGCCUCGUUUAUCAAAGAUCUACGAAUACGUAUGCCCCUCACAACAAAGAUUGGAUUAAAGAGAAAAUAUAUGUUUUACUUCGUGGAGCUGCGGAGCGUAGUAAAUAAUGUCCGACUGACGAGGCGAGCCAGUUAACUUAAUUUAAAAAAAGAAGAAAAGGAAAACAGUCAUGCGAUAAUAUUAAAUUUUGCCACUCCGUGGCAGAGACGCCUGUCGCUGCCACACACCUAAGUUCUCUGUUUCAUACUUUUAUUUACAUCCUAUAUUACGAUUUGUAAUAAUUCACGAUGACGCGAGGACAGGAGACACGGUUAUAUGUAUAAGAUAACAUUAAGUAAAACAUACGUACGUAUAUACUAUCGUUUAUGAUAAUAAAAAUGUAUACCCUAAAGGGAAGUCAUUUGCUAUUACAUUUUUGUUCUGCUAUUCUUAUUUCUACGUAUGUUGCCAAUUCUUAUGUCACGUGUAUACAUUUGUAAUCAUGUGUUCGAUUAUUGUCUUUUAACUAGCUUCGAUUAUAAGCAGAUAUUCAAUAAAGUAAAACAUUUUUUUAAGUAUUA
Messenger RNA from Ceratina calcarata, 1075 nucleotides. RefSeq names its product enhancer of rudimentary (gene e(r)). The record is from RefSeq and is a predicted model, not a curated record. NCBI's taxonomy places the organism in Eukaryota, Metazoa, Arthropoda, Insecta, Hymenoptera, Apidae. Bases 311 to 622 code for a protein of 103 amino acids. The transcript is spliced from 3 exons.